Molecule: messenger RNA, 593 nt
Organism: Apaloderma vittatum (bar-tailed trogon)
Lineage: Eukaryota; Metazoa; Chordata; Aves; Trogoniformes; Trogonidae
Product: succinyl-CoA:3-ketoacid coenzyme A transferase 1, mitochondrial-like
Exons: 5
Cellular component (GO): mitochondrion
Molecular function (GO): succinyl-CoA:3-oxo-acid CoA-transferase activity
Source: RefSeq, a predicted model, not a curated record
AUUUGUGGAUGCUAUUUUUCUACUAGCUGUCAUCGCAGUACCAAAUUUUAUACUGAUCCUGUUGAAGCUGUAAAAGAUAUACCCAAUGGGGCAACUAUACUUGUUGGUGGUUUUGGAUUGUGUGGCAUCCCUGAAAACCUCAUUGGUGGUUUACUGAAGACUGGAGUGAAAGGAAUAACAGCAGUCAGUAAUAAUGCAGGUGUUGACAAUUUUGGACUUGGUCUUCUGCUUCAGACUAAGCAGAUAAAACGCAUGGUGUCAUCAUAUGUUGGAGAGAAUGCUGAAUUUGAACGCCAGUAUUUAUCUGGUGAGCUUGAAGUUGAGCUUACACCUCAGGGCACACUUGCUGAACGCAUCAGAGCAGGAGGAGCAGGAAUCCCAGCAUUUUACACCAGUACUGGCUAUGGGACUUUGGUGCAAGAAGGAGGUGCACCUAUCAAAUACAACUCGGAUGGCACCAUUGCCAUUGCCAGCCAGCCAAGAGAGGUGCGAGAGUUUGAUGGCCGUCACUUUAUCCUGGAAAAGUCAAUUACGGGAGAUUUUGCUCUUGUGAAGGCAUGGAAGGCUGAUCGUGCAGGAAACAUAAUUUUCAG